AAGGUCUCACAAUAAGGAGAAUGAAAGUCCUUUUGUGCUGGGAAAGAGCUCUCCUGUGCUGAAAAAGAAGAGGAAAGGUAAGAAACUCUCAAUGACUACUGAUAGUAAUCUGGUGGAGGUAUCGGUUGUGGGUUUUACAGUAUCAAAUAUUUUUGAAGGUUUAGACAAACAAGAUUCAUGCUGUGGUUCUUCUGUUGAAGGGCUUGGUGGUCAGCCUCUAAUGACCACCAAGUCGCCAUGAGUCUUUUAUGCUGGAACUGUCAGGGGUUGGGGUCUCCCCUGACAGGCAGAAACUUAAGGUUUCUGUAUAACAAGCACAGACCUACUCUAGUUUUCCUCAUGGAGACUAGGGUCAAGAUGGAUAAGGUAGAGAGAUGGCGUAGAAGACUGGACUUUCAGAAUAAAGUGUAUGUUGAGCCGAUUCGAAUUGGGGGUGGUCUAGCUGUUUGGUGGAAUGAUGAUAUUCAGCUGCAACUUAUUAAAGCUGACAAGAAUAUAGUCCAUUUGAAGGUAGUAAAAGGUUUGGAAAUGGAUUCUGGAUUCUUAACUCUAAUCUAUGGGCCUCCUAGGAAACAAGACCGAGGUAGUUGGUGGAGAAGAUUGAGGGGUCUGGACCCAGGUGAAGCAGUGCCAUGGCUUUGCUGUGGUGAUUUUAAUGAUCUAAUGUUUGAUUUUGAGAAAGAAGGGGGAAACACUAGAGGGUUGAAUUCUCUGGCUGAGUUCCAACACUUUAUGAUUCAAUGCAAUAUGGUGGAUCUGGGAUCUAAAGGCAUGGAGUUCACUUGGUCAAAUAAAAGAGUCAACGAGGCCCAUGUAAAAGAGCGACUUGAUCGUGCUGUUUGCAACACUGCAUGGAGGGAAAAACAUCAAAACGCCCAGCUACUGGCAAAGGUGGAACAGGUUAUGUCUUGCGUGACUCAGAGGGAAGGAUGGUGGACUUUGGUUGCAAAUCUUGAUCGGCUUUCCAUGCUGAAGCCGUAG
This is a messenger RNA of Neltuma alba, 981 nucleotides long. RefSeq lists its product as uncharacterized. The transcript is spliced from 2 exons. Bases 238 to 981 code for a protein of 247 amino acids. Gene Ontology annotation, molecular function: catalytic activity. NCBI's taxonomy places the organism in Eukaryota, Viridiplantae, Streptophyta, Magnoliopsida, Fabales, Fabaceae. The record is from RefSeq and is a predicted model, not a curated record.